UUACGUAUGCAACUUGUACGUCCUCGAUUUGUGUGAUCCCACACUCCUGCAAACUGGCAAGAAGACGAUUUCGCCUCCUUGUAAGGCGUUCUCCAAACACUGUUGCCAAGGUACUGGGCACUUGUGAUCUUCUUCCCGUCUCGUUGGGAGCUCAAAUUUUUGAAAGGCAUGACCAGGCUUAGCGUUUAUCACGUCAGGACAGGGAAGUGGGUACGCCAUGCGCAAAGGCACGCCACUUUCCGGGAAGGCAAUAUGCUGGUCGAGGAGUAUGAUCGCCUCUACGUGGUUUUCAAUGGCGAGAACCUGGCAGACAACACAGUCGCAGUCUUCCCGGACAGUAGUCCAACGAAGGCUCCCCGUGCUCAUGCUCCAAGUCCGGCCAAACACGAGGCGGCGACCCACUCAAAAGCUGUCUGUUCAUCGGAACCAUCAGGACAUGUUGUGGCCUGUUUCGACGUGGCAGACGAGGACAAGUUCCCUCGUAGCCAGUGGGAGGACGGUGGCGUGACAAAUGUUCGUGGAGCUACUUACGUGGAUAGGGAGCGCAAUCCGUCUCAUCUAAUUAGUCUACUCGAGAACUUUUGCAGAGUUGGGCAAACUGUUUUUUUCUUUGGGAAGGCGCAUGCGUCUAUCGUGUGGGAGCUCCUGCGCAACGGUCGGAACGUCGUUGCGUUAGAGGACGAGGCGAAGAUGAUUGAUUACCUUAACGAGUUCGUAAAGACACGCGUGGGGGACCCUCGCAACAAUUGCUCUUUUGUCCAUACCACCGGCGAACGAAACUGGGAUCCCAAACGUGACAUGUAUUGGAAAUUGUCGGGGAAUAAAAGGACGGAGGUUUGGGACUUCCUUUUCAAACCAGGACCACCUGCUCAGACCGACCUGGAAUACAAUAGACGGAGAAACCUGGUGUUCGGUGUGCUGAAUGGUUACCAUGAUGCACCCAGGGAGUCUAUCUCGAAUUUCAUGAGAAGGCUGGAGCACAUUUUCUUUUUGAUGGCCGAACCGCUGACCCUCGAAAACUACAAGGCGCAGUUUGACGAGGAGGACCCUUUCGACGCUAAUGACAUGGAGAAGCUGAGCGACUCUGAAACCUUCGGUUUCGAGUCCAUGCCACUUCCUCGGGUGGUUGCUCAGGUUGGUGAUGAAGAGGAAGGAAGCAAUGGAGGAGGAGACGAAGGAGACAGCGAAGGUGACGGAGGAGACGGCUCACGAUUUGUCAGAAAGGGGUCAGGCAAAACAUCCCCGGGAGAAAAGGCGUUCGGCGGAAAGGGGUCAGGCGGAAAGGGGUCGGGCGGAAAGGGGUCGGCUAGAAAGGGGUCGGGCAGAAAGGGAUCGGGCGGGAAGGGGUCGGGCAGAAAGGGUGGGGCGGAAAGCGUAGAACGUUCGUCUCGCAAAGUGCUGGAGGGGCCCGCUGCAGGAGUCUUGGAGACCGGGGGUGGCGAGUAUGAACAUCAUGCUUCGGAGGGUGUAUCCGUCGACGUUGAGAGCAAGAGUACAGCAGCUCCUGGGGAAGAGGAGCUCUCUCCGGGAGCGCAUGCUAUACAGCGGGAAGAGGAGACUCAACACUGGCAGUCUCGCAAAGUGUUGGAGACCGAGGGUAGCGAGCAUGAACGUCAUACUUCGGAGGGUGCAUCGGGGGAAGCGCAUGCUCUGCAGCGGGAAGAGGAGAUUCAACACUGGCCGGCUUGCGAAGUGCUGAAGGGGCUCGACUCAGGAGUGCUGGUGACCGAGACGUCCGAAGAGGUUCUGCACAGUCGAUCGGCCGUAGCCACGACGCGAGAGGGUGUCGUUAAGGGAGGUCAAUGGACGUUCAUGGAAGCUCGCCUUCUUGGCGAUGAGGAAGGCAAAGAAGAACCCGUUGUGGAAGCUCGGGUUCAUGGCGAUGAAAAAGGCGGAGAACCCGUGGUGGAAGGCAGUGAGGUGGCGGUCGGCAUCCAGAUGGAUCCAAAGCAGAAAGAUCAUGAGGCUUCGCCCACCCGUUGCGGUGAAGAACAGGGUGAUCGAGCGUCUCUCCUCAGUACCGGUCGGGAAAUGGUACUUCAUGAAGCCAUGGAGUUGCGUAGCGACUCAGCUGACGAAGCAGUUUGUCAAUAUGGUCAAAAAGCAAAACUGGAUCUCCCGGAGCCCAAGGUGGUUGUUCAUGGUGUCCCUCAACAGUCGGACGAGUCGAGCUGCGGUGUUUUCAUGCUCGCCUUUGCUUUUUUCUUGCACGUGGCCAUCCGCCACCAUUUUCGAUAGCCCAAAGCGACAUUCCAACAUCAGGCUGAGGAUUGAGGUGGACAUACUCCAAGACUCAGAAUAACACCCCUGUUUUUAAAAUACGUGAAGUUUUUUAUUCGAAAGGCCAUAAGCACAAGUGCGAAUCUGUUCCUACUUGGUCUUGCAGUCGGCCGGUUCAAGUUGUGCUGUUGUUUUGAUGAGGUAGCGGAUUGCACUGGACGUUUUGAUCAAGUAAAUGCUUAGGUGCCGA
Chara braunii is the source of this 2470-nucleotide messenger RNA. NCBI's taxonomy places the organism in Eukaryota, Viridiplantae, Streptophyta, Charophyceae, Charales, Characeae. The record is from the annotation of a GenBank genome assembly.